GCUAUCACUUGCGCGGAGUGUUCCGUUCUGUACAUUUGCUCUGAAAAUUAUUUAUUAGACCAUGCUGUGGCAUUUUAAUGAGUGAAAGGCCGGAGCACUGAAAGUUAUUUUUGCUACUAAGAACAGAAAACUACCUUACGUUUAAUUUGUGGACAUGUGACAAAUAAUAGUUAAUAAUAAUACAAUAUGAACCUGGAUAUUGUCUAAGUGAAUACGUUGGGAGCUGGUGGGUGAUCUAUGAAUUAUCUAAUCAGCUGACGUAAGGUUUGUGGGCUGUAUAGCCUACUACUGAAAAGUUGUGCUACACUCUGUGUAUACUCCGUCGUGCCUCCUAGCUGAACGUUACCUAUACAUCAUACCGUAAAACACCGAGAAGUGACCAGCAGCGAUGCACGAGAAAUUGGUGAUCACUGAGAAGAGGACGAGGAGUCGCACAACCUUAGCCAAAAUAAGGAACAGACUAGAUCCCAGGCGACUCAUCCCACCACAGUGGAGGAAGUGUCCCAGCUGCAGCAACAGGAAACGCAACUGUAUCUGCUGGCGAUACAACAGAAGAGAUGGUGUCGCUGACGAGCAUAUGGCAAGUGUGGGAGAGUCAGUCAUCGUCAUCACAGUCUCUGGAGAGAGCCCUACGUCAGGUCACCACCGUCAGGGAGGAGCAGCACUUCAUUAUCACCACCACGUCACCCACACACUCCCCACCACUUCCUCCGACACACACUUCCCCACCACCCACACACUCUCCCCCAUCUACACACUUGCCCCCACCUUUUCCUCCCCCCACACACAGCCCACCCCUGCCCCCAGAAGUGUCGGAGUACCCCGCAGCUCCACCACCGAACACCAGCAGCCAUCUGAGCAACGGAGCACCAGUGGUGGAGUACGACGCGCCGGUGUUGGUGUCGGAGGCCUGUCCAGCAGUCAGCACAGGCACGAGGGUACGGUACACUCCUUAACGAACCCGGGUACGGUACAUACGGACCCGUCCAUGCCGGGUAGCGGCUUGGGCUUGGGUGGUGGCGGGGGCCCCACCCAUUUGGAUUCCACAAACUUUAACACCUCCUCCACCACCUGCUCGUCCACCUCCAACACCAAUACUUCCUCCACCUCGGCCUCUUCUCACACUGGGGGUGUCUGCCUUCCACUCUCUGAUCUGAUGGACUACAGUGGUGACGGGUCUGAUGGUGAUAACUACCAGACUGGCAGUGGUGAUGGGUCAGAGUGCGAGCCCUGUCAAAUUCUUCUGGAGGAGCGACUCGUCAAGACAAAUCCCAUCUGGUUUCAACCUGACCUCCAGCGAUCAGGCGCUGUUCAUCUACUUCAAGGAAAGGAUGAAGGGAACUUCAUCGUUCGUCAGAGCAGCAAACCCAACACCCGUGCCCUGAGUGUGAGGUUGCCUCCUGACAAGGGACCGGACAUACAACACUACCUCAUUGAAAUACACAACGACGGGACUUCAUACUCUCUGGAAGCCUCGGAGAACCGUUUUGAUAAACUCCCAGCUCUCAUUGCCUAUUACUCACAGUGCUGUGACGAGUUGCCAGUGCAGUUAAAAUUGCCUAGAUCUCUUCAAGAGGCAAAAUCCAGACACGAACUUGCAUCUCUUGCUUUACUUGGACAAGAAUUCUGGGGUACAGCAAUGGCAAGUCCAACAGCUAGCACACCUACAAAUGACUGUCCUCGUAGUGCUGCUCCAACGCCAUCUCCACGCCCUCAUGACCUCUCUUUCAGUAGCUUUGGCAAAGGUGGAGUCUCUAGAGGGAUUUCUUCUACCAGUCUCUUGUCGCCACAAACUCCAGGAGGCUUGUGUGUUUCAGGAGGUUCACUUGGAAGUUCAUUGGGAGGAUCAAUAGGGGGAUCAACAUCAUCUCUAGCACCAAUUCGACCAGCUCCUCCUAUUCCACCCUCUGGUGAUCGGUCAUCACUUAAUUUAAAUUUAGCUCCACUUGAAGAGUUUUUAAAGGAACAACCAGCGUUUUUGUCAUUCCGUUCCCAACCAGCUACUCCAGUUACUCAACUAAAGCCCAGUACACCUGGCACUAAGCCUACACCUCCACCUCGCUCCAGUCCACCUGGCACUCAGUGGUCUAACCAGAUCAGUCCAUCAGGGUCACAGAGGCCUUUGAAUAAGCCAGCUCCUCCUGCUAGAGUUAGCCCACCAAUAAUGUCUGAUGUGGGGACCCCCACAACUGAAAACGGAGAAAUAAUUCCUCGACCAGUCCAAGCCCCGCCACCACCACGCCGUUGGGCACGAUCUUGCAUAACCACGUCACCUUCAAAUAUCACUGUCAAAACAACAUUGACACUCAAUGUUAAUCAGGUGAAGGCUCUACCAGUGCAUUUAGAUGAUGUUCAAGUGCAUGUAGCUAAUAUAGAAAUCUCCCCAACUGGUAGUAACAGUUCUCAGUCAAAUAUGGCAGUUAAUACUCCUAAUGGAAAUCAGAAUGGUACUUUAAAUGGUUACAGAGAUGGUCUUCACUUACAAAUUCAACAACAAAUAACAUCUCCUCAGAGUACACCAUGUACACCUUGUGCACCAAGCACGCCUAUAGAAGAGGCUCCUGGAAUGUCACGAGUUCGUUUACGCAGUGGUAGAAGAGACAGACGAAGACUUUCCAACCAUUAUCACGAGGCAAAUAUUGUUGACAAUAAUGCAACUUACUGUCGGUCAUCUCUGACUGAUAAAAUUAGUGACUAUGAGGAUGUGUGGCCUAGCUCUCCCCACGAAUCACCAACCCCAUCAUCAUCAUCACAACCCAAAAUGUUGACUUUCAAACCUCGCAAUGAAAUCUCAAAAUCUAUGGGAGACUUAAGUGAAAUAGCAAAGAAUACAAAACCAGUACACUUCAUAUAUGAUUCAGAUAAAAAGAAUGAUGGAAGUUUAUGCAAUGAUGAAAAGUUGAAUGGUAACAGUUCAGACUCGGUAAACUCGUAUCGUAAAAAUUCAAGUCCUUUUUAUAUGGAACCAGCAGAUGCAUUAAAGGAGGAACAGCCACAGGCACGGAUUAACAAAGCAUCAAAUAAAUUAUCAAGAAAAACGACAAACCGUUAUUCUGACUCUAAUAUCCAGUGGAAAACUAGAAAGAGUCACAACUCCCUGGGUAAAAUAGAUUCAAAUGAAGAUCUACCAUUAUCAUCAAGUGUUGAAAACCUAGUAAAUGAAAAAGAUAAUCUUUUUAUGAAUUUGGAAGAUGAAAAGAACAAGAAUCUUGAAAGUGAAAAAAAUAAAGUCAAUGCUGGUCAUUUAGUAAAUGGCCAGUCAAGAAGUGAUGCUAGGCGCCACUCACGAAUUGGAGGAAGAGGAAAACCUAUAGCUCCCCCUAGAAUAAAUAAUGAAGCUUUGACAUCCAAUGGAGAACAAAUGUCAGAUACCACCUGUCAUGUUGCAUCAUCAUGGGAGUAUCAAUAUGGUGUUGGGUCAGACAAUGAAGAUGCUCCAUCUGGGGAAGGCAGAUUUCCAGUGGGUGAUACUGGAGGAGAAUCAGAUAGUGUGAUAAUUCCUGGCGAUAGGACUGUACAAGAUUUGAUUUCUGAAAAACUUCCAGAUUUGACAUUGGAUGCCCACUCCCUGGCACCAAGCUAUGUUACACGCAUUAGUGAAUAUGAUAAUGUUGGAGGGCAGGGUAGUGUUCGAGAAGAUCAGCAUCUCCAGUAUCAGAGACAGCAACAGCAGCAGCAUAAAACUCAACGUAACAUUCCACUUGAAGAGCGCCUUCACCCACCUCUCCCUACACAUUAUUUUCCUUCCACUGUUAGUGACUCUGGCACCGAGUUUUCAGAACCUUGGGACUCUCGAAAAUGGGAAUCAAUAAUGCACUUUGAAGAUGAUUCAUCAGUUGAUCAGUAUCCACGUAGCUCAUUAGAAACUCCAGCUUUACGCCCCUAUACUCUUGAAGAUUCUGAUACUGGUGGAGCAGGAGUUACAGACACAGAUUCAUUUGUGCAUGUGAUCGGGGAUGCAAGUGAUAAUGAGACUGUUUCACUCUCUGGGACACCACCUUUGUCUCUUGUAAAUGCGCACAACCUUGACACACAGCAGCGUACUAGAAUUAUGUCACCCCAGUUAUUGGCCCUACGGCAGCGUCAGGAUGCAGAGAACGGUGUUGCAAUUAAAGUAUAUGCUAUGGACUUGGGGGGUGACACAUCCACGACAUUUAGUCAGGCUGUCACCAAUUUUAUUACCUGCACUCUAGAGAGCCCUGAACGAGAUCCUGCUGUUGUUACUCGUAAUGUACGUCAGUUUAUGUCUGGGAUGAAGAAUUACUUGGUUACAAGUGGUGAGAAGGAAUUUGAAGCAAUAGUAAAGAGACAACGAAGUAAUCUGAAGGCAACAGAGUUUCUUAAUCUGGAUGCUAUCUUGGAAGAUGUUCUGGUCCGACUUGUGGUUCGCCCUCUUUGGAAUCACAUCAACAAACUUUUUGUGGAAUCAUAUUCAGCCAAUGGCUCAAUCCAAUUGUUGGCUGCAAAUAUGAAAUAUGCAAAAUCGCAGCCAAAGAACCGUCUUGGUAUAAGGUCAGAGUUGUCACCACCAAGUGGACAUAAUCUAGAAGUUAUACGCAGUCUUUUAACACGUAUGCAGAAACUGUUUGCCCCACGAGAGAAAUUAGAACUCCUCUUGGAUACCAUCUCACACAUAUACAGAGCCAUGUAUGAGAAUGGUGACACUUCUGGCUCGGGCGAUGCAGAUGACCUUGUUCCAAUGAUUAUGUGGGUAUUGAGUCAGUCAGGCAUGGUGUCUGCAGAGGUGGAAGCAGACUACAUGUGGGGUUUGCUUCUCCCAAGUGCCUCUUCUGGUGAAGCCUCUUACUACCUUGAAGCUUUUCAUUCUGCUAUUCAUGCCCUCAAGAAUCUCUCUCCAUCACCAGAGUCUUCACCAGGAAACAGUCUCGAUUCAGUUAGACAGGAUGUGUCCAUGGUGUCAGAUCAGGGCAUCAUGAAGAUAGUCAUACCAGAUGAGAAGAAUGGCAGUAUAGUUACUCGUACAUUGCCUAUUCGACCUGCCACUACCACACGUGAAGUAUGCAAGAUGAUGGCACACAAGAUGAGAGUUACAAAUCCCCAAGAUUAUGGGCUAUAUAAACUAGUGGAUGGUCUUGAGACCUUGCUGUCAGACAACGAGUGUCCACACAAAGUAAAGUCCGAUCUCACCACCCAUGGCUUCCACUGUACCUUCGCAUUCAAACGCAUCGAUGCGAAAAUUGCCUGGCCAAUACUCUCUUGAUUGUGACUACAUACUCGAGAUAUUGUUUCCAGAUAGGAUCUGAUGUGAUUUGUGUUUAAUAGAAAUGCUAUUUCGUUGGAUACAAAAAACCCAGCUGAAGAAUUCUUAAAAUAAAUCUGGAAUUUAUGCUAUGAAUGUUAACAGAAAUGGCAUUGCAUACAUCAUAAAUUUUCAGUCAUUGAAAGUUUGAGAGGAGAGGAAUAAUUUCAUAUUUCUUGUGAGAUACUGGGCAUUUUAUAGUUAUCCUAUAGGAAUGCUGAACCUAGUUUAAGAUUGUCAUCAAAUGUAACUAUAGUAAAAAAAAAAAAGACAAAGGAAUUACAUACUUGAAUUUGGCACUGAAAAAAGAUUGUGAAGACUACAUGAUCUUUCAAGGCUAUUAUUACCCGGUGAAGCAUUAAUUUCUUGAAGCCUGGUGCUGAAAAAUGUUUUGCUAAAGGGUUAUGUAUGUCAACAUUGCCAUGCAUUUAUUGUUAAUGUAGCUGUAUACCUUAAACAUUUUAUUGUAAAUAAUGUUCAUAGAUAUGUCAGAAUUUGUGUAUAACAGAGUCUCAUAGGUUAUGUAAUAUUGCUUGAUGUAUGAAAAAUUAAAAUCUGACUAGUACUCUGGCAGGUUAAGUACUACUAAAUUGUACAUUAUUUAGAUAGUUUUUCCUUACCACUUUUAACUAUCUUAACAGUCUUAUUGAAAAAAAAAACUAUUUCUUUACACUAUUUUGACAUUCAAAUGUAUCUUGAAUGUCUAGUUUACUACAGUUCUAAGAAAACUUUUGGUUAAUUUGAAACAAGUUUUCAGGUAUUCAUUUAGUGUAUGUGUGAUGUGUUGUCUAGACAUAAGAUCUAUCGACUGGAAUGUGCUCAACACAAUCGUGUGCAAUUCAGGUAUUGGCAAUUUUUUUAGUUGUCUUUCCUUUUAUACAUAAAAAAUUUCUCUUAUGUUUUUGACAAUAAGCCUUAAGUUUUGCUCAACAUGGUAGCUGUAAGUGUGCAAUGUGGUAAUGAAAAUUCAUAGGAUAACAUGAUUCCUCAGGCUUAGUGUAUAUACAGUAAAGUAAAUGGUCUUUUUCAACAUUUUUUUUUUUUAUGAAAUUUUAGUAAUGUAUGCUUGUAUGUAUAUGAUUAUACAUACAUGUGCAUUUGUAAAGUAUUGCAUAAUUUGUCUAGGGGCUCCUCCACAUACACCUUUCUUAUCUGACAAAGGCAGGCAAAAUGUAAAAUUUCCUACUUCAGUAUAGAAAUUACCACAAAAUAGUGUUUAUAUAUACAGUGCCAUUCACAUUUAUUCUUUUAAUUUAUAUGCUGAAAGACUAAGAUGGUAUUUCACAUUUAACACCAGAUUUUGUAUUUGUUUUCCCAGCUAUAAACUGUAGUAAAUGAUUUUCUACUUUUAUAAGAAAAACUUAACCAUAUCACACUAUGUAGUUUAGGAAUAGAUAUACAUCUGAUGUGUAAUAUUUAUAAUUCCUUUUUUGUAUAUAAUGUACUUUCUUUGCAAAUAAUGCUGAAUGGCUGUGUUAAAGUUGAUGUAAGAGUAACCCACAUGUUUGAUUUGCAGACUCAUUUGGAACAAAAUAAUGCAAGUUAUACUAAUGCACUAUUAAACACGGGCAUUUAUCAAUGCCUAUUGAUUAAUGAAUGUAUAUUUUGCCAACAGCCUGUACAGUAGGAAUUAUAGUCGAAUUCCGAACCAUGUUCUGCAACUUCAGAUUUAUGGGUGACCAUGUUUGCGUACAAUGUCUAGUCAUUGCUUGGUAACUUUAGUUGCAUUAAAGCUUUUUUAUAUACUAAUGCCAUUACUAAAUUCAUUUCCAGAUCUUGUAAUUGAAUAUGUACUGGUUAUAUUGGAAUUACGUCGUCUAAAAUGUCAGUAAAUUAAUAAAGCUGCUCUUUGAUCUAAA
This is a messenger RNA of Cherax quadricarinatus, 7119 nucleotides long. It is a transcript of the gene spri, whose product is annotated as Src homology 2 domain-containing protein sprint. NCBI's taxonomy places the organism in Eukaryota, Metazoa, Arthropoda, Malacostraca, Decapoda, Parastacidae. Gene Ontology annotation, molecular function: small GTPase binding; guanyl-nucleotide exchange factor activity. Gene Ontology annotation, cellular component: cytosol; endocytic vesicle. Gene Ontology annotation, biological process: signal transduction; vesicle-mediated transport. The record is from RefSeq and is a predicted model, not a curated record.